ACAAUUAUUUUAGUUACAGAAUUUCUGCGUGUCUUUUUCGCUCUCUCUCUUUUGCUCUUCUUGUGUGUUUUUUAUCUCUGAGUUUUCUUUGUUGGGGAAUUUCUCUCUCUGUUGCUUUGUCGCUCUCUCUGAGUUUGUUACGAUGCCGAGCCGAUAUCCAGGAGCUCUGACCCAAGACUGGGAGCCAGUGGUGCUUCACAAGAACAGGACCAAGGUUCAAGAUCGCGACAGGAAGGCGGUGAACCAGGCGUUGCGGACCGGUGCUGCGGUGCAGACCGUGAAGAAGGCGGAAGCCGGUUCGAACAAGAAGGCUUCUCCGGUUGUGAACGCGAAGAAGCUUGACGAGGCGGCUGAGCCGGCGGCGCUGGACCGGGUGUCGACGGAGGUGAAGCAGUUGAUACAGAAGGCGCGGCUGGAGAAGAAGAUGAGCCAGGCUGAGCUGGCCAAGCAGAUCAACGAGCGGCCUCAGGUGGUACAGGAGUAUGAGAAUGGGAAGGCUGUGCCGAACCAGGCUGUGUUGGCGAAGAUGGAGAGGGUUCUUGGUGUGAAGCUGAGGGGAAAGAUUGGAAAGUGAUGGGAUGUUUCAAAACUACGUAGUAGUGUCUGUUAGUGUUUUGGCGGUGUGGAUCAUGAACAUAACAUAGGUGUUUGGUUGUUGGGUGUUUCUAGGGUUUCUGUUUGUGGGUUGAUAACUGUUAAAGGAUGAUGGUAAAUAAAAGUAGAAACUGAUCUGGGAGGAAAACUAGGUUGUAAAAAAAUGCGAAUAUCAAUCGAGUUUCAUGACUUUUCUUCUUUUC
This is a messenger RNA of Quercus lobata, 797 nucleotides long. RefSeq names its product multiprotein bridging factor 1C (gene MBF1C). The transcript has a single exon. Bases 143 to 574 code for a protein of 143 amino acids. Lineage: Eukaryota; Viridiplantae; Streptophyta; Magnoliopsida; Fagales; Fagaceae. Gene Ontology annotation, molecular function: DNA binding. The record is from RefSeq and is a predicted model, not a curated record. Gene Ontology annotation, cellular component: nucleus.